AAAGAGUAAUGGUGGUUCUGGAGAGUGCAGUAGUGGAUAUUUUUGAGAUGACAUAAAUAAAUAUUACUUUGCAUAGUGGCUUAUUUUAUUAUCACAUUUCAAACAAUAACUUAGUGCUGUUUCAAUGUGUGUUGUAGAAUUUGUUUGUAAUUGCAGAUUUGUAUACCAAAUCACUCAAAUUGUCAGUUUUGAUUGUGAAGUAGGCCUUUAGGUUAACUAGUAUGAUCAAAGAAAUUUUCAAUUAUUUUAGUUGAUUUUAGGUGUUAUAAGGUUGCAUAUUACACUAAAACUCAAAUAUGAGUUGGCUAAAGAGCAAUAGUCUUAGCUCCAGUUUUGGUAAACUUAAAAGUUCAUCACCUCCAAAAGAAUGUGACCCAUCUGCAUGUUAUGAGAGUUUCAAAAAGCAUUGGCAACAGACAAAUGAAAUAAUUGAGAAAACAGAGCCAACAAAAAAUCCACCACGCACAGAUGAUAUUCUUGGAGUAGUGAACCACCUUGACCACCUGGUUACCUUAUUGUGUAUCGAAAUGCGAUCAACCCACGAGAGUAAUCCUUGCCUGGAGUUUCUGCUCAGUGAGAACCUACUCGACAAGUUAUUCUUUUGGAGCACCCGAACUGGGAGAUACGGCAACGCUCUGAAGCUGGAGCAGAUCCGCCUGUACGAGACUCUGGUGAGCCAUUCUCACGCUCAGCUCCUGAUACACGAGUCGUUCCACCGGCCGCUGCAGGCCUUGCUGGCUUCUUGUGUCAGCCAGCUGUUUCCCGUCGAGGUGGAGAAGCGGUUGGUAGUCCUGCUCAAUCAGCUGUGUAUCUGCCUUGUACAGCACAGCCAGCUGCUCACUCUCUUCUUUCAAGAGGCCAAGGACGGUCAGCAAGCAGGGUUUACAAUCUUCUCACUGCUGAUGCACUAUGUACAUCGAGAUGGAGCUCUGGGACAGCAAGCUCGCGAUGCCCUUCUGCUGUGUAUGGUCCUCUCCAAGACCAACCAACCAGUGGCAGAGUUCAUCGCCCACCAGUCUACUGUCUGUCCAGUGUUGGCAACCGGGCUGAGUGGUCUGUACUCGGCUCUGCCCCGCAAGCUGAGUGUGGCUGUGGAGGACUGGCACCGGUUUACACCCGACGACGUGAACGAGAUACCGGAACUGGUGGCCUUCAUGAACAACCUGGAAUUCUGCAACGCCGUGGUGCAAGUGGCGCACCCGGCAAUCCGCAGUCAGCUGUUGGAAUAUCUCUACCAGGGGUUCCUCGUGCCUGUCAUGGGUCCUGCGCUGCUUCAGGAGACUGGGAUGACGGAGGGAUAUGGUUUCCCCUCUCCACUGCAGCUGUUACAAUCGUUAUACAUACAGCUAACAGGGAGUGUUCCUCAGAGCACAGAAGAAGAGUUGACUGCUGCAACGGCAUACUUUGACUUGUUCAUCCGCAGCCUGACUGAGCCCGGGCUGCUACAUUCCUUCAUCUGCUUCACGUUGCGGAAGACGUACGAUGGUCAGCGUAUCAUCGACAGUCUGGUGCAGAGGAUCAAAGCUACGUCUAGGCUGUGUCUGGUGACUCUGGCUCUGCUGGAGACGCUGGUAGAUCUCAACUGUGAGGACGUGAUGCUGGAGCUGGUGUUACGACACCUAGUGCCGUGCUCACACGUCAUGCUGUCCCAGCGGUCCAGGGUGCGCCACGUCGACCCCUACUGUCGCAGUGCAGACAAGCUACUCUCCAUGGCACCCAACAUCCCCAGGUUAGAGGUGUCAGAGAGCAGUUUGUAUGGGGACUACCAAGCGUACCUGCACGAUGCCCGUAGCAAGAUAGUGAGUUGUACUGCUGCGACCAGUGUCUGGACAUACCCCUACGACGGCGAGAACCCUCCUCACUCAGGGUUGCCUACAAGGCCAAUGGAGUUACCGGUAACAGCAGAUGGAGAAGCGGACCAUAGCUUGCCCUCAGCGGAUGAUGGGAGCUCGGGCUACGAGAGCUUUGCGCUAAAAGGAGGAGGGAGUGGACGAGGCAGCGAGUGCGAGAGCCCCUGUAGUAGUGGUGGGGCAGAGUCAGAGGGCGAUGUCAACCGCAACUAUUCACCCACCAAGACCUCCACACGCCCCGCCCCGCUACCACCCCAGCCCUGUGCAACAAUGAGUUCAAUACUGCCCCUACAAUUGGUGAGUCCUUUCCUGGACGUGUUGCUGGGCAAACUGGAAGGCAUGUUGACUCACGACUUGUACACCAAUCUCCGACUGACUGGCCUGAUCUCGAGGCUGGCUAUCUACCCCCAGCCCCUCCUCCAUUCACUGUUGCUGGAUCACUCUCUUGUCUUUCAGCCCAGUAUCCGUUCUCUUUUCCAGGUACUGGGGUCUCUGAAACAGCGGAUUGAAGCAGCGCUGGCGGCAGAGACGAGAGGACUGGAAGGAGUGAUAAGAGAAGCCCAGAACUACCUGCUGGAGAGAGAGGACAGACUGGUCAACGUGCGUAGACACGCUCUGGAAGCACCCUGCAGUUUGCCACCCACCAUCCAAUCCUCGCCUGAUCCCUUCGACAGAGGGGACAGCAAGCGCCGCAGUUUCUCCAUGGCUCUCAGUUCUGUGUUCCGCCGCAACGGCACUUCUCCAGCCAAAGACACCCGCAACAUCACAAACACACAGUCAUACAGAUAUCUACGCCAGGGUAGCCAGACGCAGACAAGGCAGGUGGUGAUGUGUGCGGUGUUACUAGAUGAGUGGCUUAAGGAAUUGGCUGCCAUCUCCCAGGAGCACACUAUUCUUAAGGUUUUGUAACAGGAGGAGUUCAUUCUUAAUUUGUGUAGCAAGUGCACUGGAGAGUUUGGCCCGCCCAUUGAAAACGUUGCCUGGCCAGUCCUGCCAAUCGCACAUACCUACUUACUAUCAGAGGAGUACUCUAUUCAACUUUGCAAUUCUUGAAAAGUACAACGUAAUACUACAACGUAUUUUAUAUGUUCAACAUUAAUGUUAAUCUUAAUUAGUCCGUCUUGCCAAAAAAUCUUACUGAUAACGAAGAAUUUGAAAGUUUGACUUUUGAUAUGGUUUAAUAUUUUUAUUUGUUUUAAUUUGACUAACAGUUUUUAUUUUUACAUGUUUUGUACUAAUCUGUGUAUGGUUUUUGCUUGUAACAAACGUUUGUUACGAGUUCUUGGUUUUAAACUCAUUGUAUUCUUUUAUUAUUUAGAUUCGCUUUUUUAUGUAUACGUACUUCUCAUUUUGUGUUUGGCUUUUAGACGUUCAUUGAUCUAAUUUAAACUUCUCCGUCCAGACAGGCUUUGCACAAAUAAUUUGUUUUGUUUUAAUCUGUGAAAUUGUGAUUUAAUCGUAGCUUUAAAAAUAUUUAAGAUUGUUUGCUGCCACUGUAGAUUUUAUAUUUUAGUAUUUUAAUCUGUAAUUAAUUAGGUUAGCAGUGCAUAGUGUAAAGUGAAUUAUAUUUGUUGUCUUAUAAUUAAUAAUUUUAUAUAGUGUAGGAUUGUUAUUGCUGUUAUUGAGUACUACCAUGACUUACUUAACCUUUUAUUCUUAGAUGUGUACUGUAAUUUUGCUUUAUUUUGAUGAGAGGGAUUAAAUUACAUAAUUUUUCAUUUAGUUUAGCUAAUAUUCUUGUAACAACCCGGUUUUGGUGUGUUUAUAAUAUUAUUUUUAAACAUUUAAAACUAGUUUUUGUGAUAACAUACGUUGUGUUUUCACUACUAAACAUUUUAUUAGUGUAGUAAAACUUAAGUUGUUUCGCUUAUAACUAAACCGAAAGAGUACGAGAGUUUUAACAAUGAAUUUAAUCCCUUUUCUCCUGUUAUUAGUUUUAUAGUUUGACAAUAUUUCUAUGUAGAUAUAUUUUUAUAUGUAUUUUUGUGUCAACGAAAUGUUUUACUGCUUUUUCGAACGCCAAUUCUUAUUCGUAACUAUUGAAAAUCAAAAUGAACUAAUGCAUAGUUUUACUUUGGAAAGUUGCUUUUUUUAUUUUGUGACUGAUAUAAAAAUUUGUUUGUACAGAGAUUUUAUCUAGGAGUAUCUACACGAACGGUGUAACCUGUACAUACGUAGGUAGUAGGAUAAAUAUAACAGAGCUCAAUUAUAUUGCAAUAACUUGGGUUGUACAUUAUAGAACUCAAAUGUCAUGUUACCACAUUAGUGUAGCUCUAACUGCACCUUGCAGGUUAAGUCAAUUUCCCUCCAAACCGUGCAAUAAUCUCCCUGAAGUUUUUAUGUUCAAGAAGAGUCUAUUCCUUGACCCGUCUUAAAAUUAAUCCUUUACCAGAUUAAAGUUGUUGAAAUAAAAGGUAUCAAUUAAU
Homalodisca vitripennis (glassy-winged sharpshooter) is the source of this 4276-nucleotide messenger RNA. Its product is annotated as FHIP family protein AGAP011705. Bases 297 to 2759 code for a protein of 820 amino acids. The transcript has 17 exons. NCBI's taxonomy places the organism in Eukaryota, Metazoa, Arthropoda, Insecta, Hemiptera, Cicadellidae. The record is from RefSeq and is a predicted model, not a curated record.